GCGAAGCAUUGGGAACGCAUUUGCUAGACACGAGAAAACUCAGUCGAAUAAGGUGAAGGGAUGGAGGAAGGCACUUGCAGAGGUUGCUGAUCUAGCAGGGAUGGUCUUUUCAAAUGAAGCUAAUGGGUACGAGUCAAAGUUUAUCACAAAAAUUGUUAAGGUGAUUGGUGAUAAGCUAAUUCGCACACCCUUGAGUGUUGAAUCCAACUUGAUUGGAAUCCAAUCUCGAGUCAAACACAUCAAUUUAUGGUUACAAGAUGGAUCAACUGAUGGUAUAGUUGUUGUGUAUGGGAUGUCUGGAAUAGGGAAGACAACCAUUGCUAAAUAUGUUUACAAUUCAAAUUUCACAAGUUUUGAAGGAAGCAGCUUUGUUGAAAAUAUCAGAGAAACGGCAAGUCAACCGAACGGGUUAGUUCAAAUACAAAUGCAACUUCUUUAUGAUAUUUUGAAGGGGAAAAAGGAGAAAGUACACAACGUUAGUGAAGGGAUAAGUAAGAUUGAAAAAGCCAUAAGCUCUAGAAGAGUUCUUCUUGUUCUUGAUGAUGUAGACCAUAUGGACCAAUUAAAUGCAGUACUACGAAUGAAAGAUCAGUUUUAUCCCUGGAAGCAAAAUAAUCAUAACAAGGUGUGAAAGGUUGCUAAAGGCACAUCAAAUUACUAAGGUCCACGAAGUUGAAACUUUGGAUUACUAUGAAUCAUUGGACCUCUUAAGCUGGCAUGCAUUUGGCCAGGAUCCCCGCAUGGAAUAUUCAAAAGAGCUAGUGCAACAGAGUGGAGGACUUCCAUUAGCUCUUCAAGUUUUGGGUUCUUCUCUGUUAGGUGAGAGUAUGGAUGUGUGGACAAGUGCAUUGGAGAAGUUAAAAGUUAUUCCUAAUGACGAAAUCAUGAAGAAACUGAGAAUAAGCUAUGACAGUUUACAAGAUGACCAUGACCGGAAAUUAUUCCUCCACAUUGCUUGUUUCCUAAAAGAAAGGGACAAAAACUACAUUGUUCGAAUACUAGAUGGAUGUGAUUUCUUUACAACUGUUGGCAUUCAAAAUCUCAUUGAUAGAUGCUUGGUGAAAAUUGAUAAAGACAACAAGGUGAACAUGCAUAACCUGAUUCGUGACAUGGGAAGAGAUAUAGUUCCUCUAGAAUCUGGGAAACGUAGUAGAUUAUGGUGGCAUAAGGAUUCUUUUUGAAGUAUUGAGAGAAAAGAAUGGUACACAAACAAUCCAAGGUCUUGUUCUGGACAUGCAUGGGAAUCCUGCACACAGUCCAAUAAACACAAAUGAGACAAUCUUUGAAACCAAUGCAUUUGAAAGGAUACACAAAUUACAACUACUCCAUCUUAGAUGUGUACCGCUGGAGGGAUGUUAUGCAAAUUUUCCUACAGGAUUAAGAUUGUUGUGUUGGCUUGAAUUUUCUUUGGAUUCUAUACCCAUUGAUUUUCCUCCGGAGUGUCUAAUUGUUCUUGAAAUGCAAUAUAGUAGCUUGAGAGAAGUCUGCAAAGGAACAAAAUUUCUUCCAUCAUUGAAGAUCCUUGAUGUGAGCCAUUCUCAUGGCCUUAGUCAAACCAUGGACUGCUCAUACUGCCCCAAUCUAGAGGAAUUGAUUCUUGUAGAUUGUGGAAGUCUGCUUGAUGUUCAUGAAUCCAUUGGAAAACCUAGAGAGACUGUGUACUUGAAUCUGGAGGAUUGCAAGAACCUUAGGAUGCUUCCAAAGAACAUGUGCAUGCUAAAAUCACUUGAGACUCUCAUUUUAUCUGGGUGCUCAAAUCUUGAUGAGAUGACGAAGAAGAUGGAAUCUUUAAAAAUGCUCGAAACAGAUGGAAUUCCAAGAAGUGAAUUAUGGCCUGGAAGAAGUUCAAGUAUCUUGACUUAUUUGCCAUGUUAUUUAGUAAAGUUAAGUCUUCGUAGCUGCAAUCUUUCUGAUGAUGCCUUUGCUACGGAUUUAAGUAAUCUAUCCACAAUACGAAGCCUAGACUUAGAUAGUAAUCCAAUUUGUAGCCUACCUGUUUUCAUCAAAGGUUUGACGAAGCUUGAGAUGCUCUCUUUUAAUUACUGUAGGAGGCUGGAAUCACUUGUGGGGUUGCCGAAAACUGAUGCCGUUUUUGUACUUGGUUGCACGUCAUUGAAAAAAGUAACAUAUCAAUCCUAUGGGUUGAGAGCGUUGACCCAUUCGGAUGAGAACCAAAACGUAAUUGAGGGCGAGUACUAUGACAACUUAGAACAAACUGGAAGAGUUGACGUGGAAAUGAGGAAACUUUUCAGUUUGCACAACUUGGAAAUGUGGAAACUUUUCAGUUCGCAAAACUUGGAAAUGAGAGAACUUUCCAGCUUGCAAAAUUUUAAACAAGUUGAUUGGGUUUGGAGUCCCGUUCAGGGACUUGAUCAACAUGGUAUAUAUAGCAUAUUUUUUGCGGGGAAUGUGAUUCCUGGCCGGUUCAGCUAUAAAAGUACAAAUUCCUCAAUAUGUUUUAUUGUGCCUUCUCUUUCAAGUCACAAAAUUCGGGGCUUAAAUAUUUUUGCUACCUAAGCAAACAAUGAUUGCGAUUGGGUUUAUUUGUCUAAUCCAUGUAUGAGUAUUGAAGUGAGCAACAAGAGCAAGGGUAUGAAAUGGAUAUAUGGCCCACGAUUCUACCGUCACCGUUUUGGAAGUGAGGGAGGAGAAGACAUGACAUGGUUGAGCCAUUGGAAAAAGGACAAUGAAACAAUAAUAUUAGAAUGUGGAGAUGAAAUGGUUGUUUCCGUAAUGAAGACGGAAUAUAAUGAGUUCUUUCGGGUAAAAGGAAUUUGGUGUGGAGCUUGUGCAAGAGCACCAAGACAAGAUGAGUACCCAACACAACACCACUGCAGAUCCUAAUGAUCCAUUUGUCAUCGGUGGAGAUUUGUCACCGCUAGAGAUGUAUCAGGAUUUUACUUCUUUUGCUGGUUCAGUGAAGCACAAAUGAAAAAUACUGAUUUUUGUAGGCCGAAAUGGUUGAAUACCCUCAUCAUGGACUCAGACAAAGAAGAAGAGCAACAGAACGAUCUUGAUCACAAAAUUGCAGCGGCGAGUGCCAGAGGCAAUAACUGCCAUGUGUUAGGAAGAGGGGGCUAGUCACUUCUCUGAAGAAUUGGUGACAGUAGAUACAAAGUUCGAAUUCAGAACUGAGCCAUGUUAACCGCUUGGGAUAUGAAAGACCCUUGCUAUUAGAUAUCAAGUUCAAAUGUCUUCAGCAUCAUCAAAUAUCGUGUACCCCAUGGCUUUAGCGUUGCGAAAUUUUUCUUCCCUGCCA
Malus domestica (apple) is the source of this 3259-nucleotide messenger RNA. NCBI's taxonomy places the organism in Eukaryota, Viridiplantae, Streptophyta, Magnoliopsida, Rosales, Rosaceae. The record is from RefSeq and is a predicted model, not a curated record.